Eriocheir sinensis (Chinese mitten crab) is the source of this 1168-nucleotide messenger RNA. It is a transcript of the gene ND-18, whose product is annotated as NADH dehydrogenase [ubiquinone] iron-sulfur protein 4, mitochondrial-like. The record is from RefSeq and is a predicted model, not a curated record. The coding region runs from base 102 to 662 and encodes 186 amino acids. NCBI's taxonomy places the organism in Eukaryota, Metazoa, Arthropoda, Malacostraca, Decapoda, Varunidae. Gene Ontology annotation, biological process: electron transport chain. The transcript has 5 exons.
UUCUUGCUCUUGCUCUUGCUGUACAGAGGGGUGGUUGGGCUCGUGCCCCCUGGCCGUGGCUCGCUCAGCUGUUGAAGGAAAACACUGAAGAAGCAGACAAGAUGGCAGCAAGGCUCUCUCGGUUCCUUCUCUCUGAGCUUCCCGUUAUUCGUUGUCACAGCCGGGGAGUUGGCACAUCAGCGGCAAGAUGUGUGGAUGACUUGACGGUGAAGCAGAGGGAGCCUCAGGACCUCCACCGAACUCUCCAGACCUCUGAGGAAGUGUCCCAUGAGAAGGCUCUAUCGGGCUACAUCACCAUUGACACUCCUAAUGACAUCACAGCCAUCUCGGGUGUGCCUGAGGAGCACAUCAAGACUCGCCGAGUUAUGAUCAAAAUGCCUACCAAGAACGCAAUGCAAUCUGGCACUCACAAUCUCCACCAGUGGAAGAUUACAUUUGAUGAGCGACAGCGUUGGGAAAAUCCCCUCAUGGGCUGGGCCUCCACUGCUGACCCACUCUCAAACUCUGAGGUGAGCUUUGCAUCUCGGGAGGAUGCCAUUGCUUUCUGUGAGAAGAACGGGUGGGAAUGGAUCACAGAGAGCCCUCCGGUGAAGCCGCCUCGCGUCAAGAGCUAUGGAGCCAACUUCUCCUGGAACAAGAGGACCCGUCGCUCAACCAAGUAGUACAUAAGUGGCCCCAGUUGCUCAGUGGGGGAUGGUAGCAUGCUGAGGAAUCAAUUUGAGCUGAGCCCCAUGUGUCAUACAAAAUUGGAAAUGUGUAUCGAGUUAUUUGCUGUUUUAUUGUACAUCUUUUGCAAAAAUAUUUACUUCAAGAAAUAUAUUCAUCUCCAUUCACAAAUUUUGGUUCUCAGUCUUGUGUGAAGGUUACAUGAAAAGUGCAUCUUUCAACACUAAAAUUUUUGUCAUAUGGAAAGAGCAGGUGUGACAUUUUUGUACCCUCACACCCAUAUAGACCAUUAUUAGAACUAAGAUUGGUGAUGCAAUGAAAGAUAUGACAUACAAAACAGAGCUCAGAAGUCAAAAGUAAUGGUUGAUCCUGAAAGAUAUAAUGGAAGCCAUAUAUUUAUGAGUUACUCAAGUAGUAGAAGGGACACACUUGAUUCCAGCAUGUUGAUUGGUUUUCCUUAAGGUUCAUUGUAAAUAUAAUAAAAAAAGGUAAAACAAGCCUU